UGCUAACUGGAUAAGCCCCCUUAAAACUCCAUUCCCCUUCUUACGACCAAUCUCUCUCUCUCUCUAGAAUGGAAACCGCUCUCCUUUCCUUCCCUUCAUCCAAGCCUCCACCUUCCCAAACCCAAACUCUGAAACCCACAAACCCAUUUUUACACUCUUCCAAACCCAAGUUCCCUUCCUUCAAACCCACCACCCCUUUCCCUUCCAUCAAAGCAGCCAUUUCCCGUACCAAAAAGGAAGAAACGGUUGAAACGGUUAAAAGCCAAUUAGAGAACUGUUACCUUAUAGCAGCUGUAAAAUACACUGGUUUCACUGUUAAGCAAUUCCAGGAAUUACGUAGAUCACUUCCAGGGUCAUCCAAGCUGCUUGUAGCUAAAAAUACUUUGGUUUUCAAGGCUAUUGAAGGAACUCCCUGGGAAGCCUUGAAACCUUGCAUGAAAGGCAUGAAUGCUUGGCUUUUUGUUCACAGUGAAGAAAUCCCAGAUGCUAUUAAGCCUUACAGGACGUUUCAGAAGGAAAAGAAGGUUGAAAAUGACUUCACAGGGGCUGUUUUUGAAGGGAAGUUUUAUGGGCCUGGAGAGUUUAAGCAGUUGGAAAAUAUGCCUACCAGGGCUGAGAUUUAUGCUAAGCUUCUGGGAAGUUUACAGAGUCCUGCUAUUGGACUUGUUGGGACACUCCAGGCUCCUGCCAGGGAUGUUGUAAUGAUUUUGCAGGCUUAUGUGAAGAAGCUGGAGGAGGAAAGUGGUGGGCAAUAGUGGGGUUUUCAAGAUUCUUUGGUAGAGGAUGGAGAUUUCUUGUACUUCUCAAACUUCAUGGACUUCGAUACGCACAGAAGAGAGAAAAAUAAAACAACAAUCAGCAUUUCCUAGUGAAUUUGGUUACUGCUGCAAAUCUUGGUCUUGUCUAAACCAGCUCCCAUGCAUGACAUUUCUUUAGAACUGAAGUUGAAUGGUAAAGCUAAAAAUUCAGUUACUUCAUCUGAGGGUUCUUACUCCGGUAUUUUUGGUCAUUUAUCAUUGUAUGCAUAAAUUAAGCUUGCUAGAUUAUGGGGAACUUGAUCUUUUUCUCCUCAAGAAGUCUAUUUCUGUCCUGGAUCUACAUGUAAAUGGAUCUUUUGAGAUGCUUGGGCUGUCUUUUAAGUUAGUUAGAUUGGAGAUAGGCAGGCCUGAUUUUGAUUGAUACCUGUUUUGUUCCUGAAAUUUGUAUCUAACAAUUAGUACUAGUUGUUUUCAUCUAAGCUCUUACAAGCUGCAGAAAGGAAAGGUUUCAUUU
Messenger RNA from Theobroma cacao (cacao), 1272 nucleotides. RefSeq names its product Ribosomal protein L10 family protein. Lineage: Eukaryota; Viridiplantae; Streptophyta; Magnoliopsida; Malvales; Malvaceae. The record is from RefSeq and is a predicted model, not a curated record.